Molecule: messenger RNA, 1456 nt
Organism: Magallana angulata
Lineage: Eukaryota; Metazoa; Mollusca; Bivalvia; Ostreida; Ostreidae
Product: IgGFc-binding protein-like
Exons: 1
Coding region: 1-1203 (400 amino acids)
Source: RefSeq, a predicted model, not a curated record
AUGGGGAGGACAUCAAAUGAUACGAAGAAUGUUUACAUUGCAUCCAAGAAAGGUGCAAGCAUGAAUAUAUCAACAUCCCAAGAUCUUGACAACUCCUUAAAACGGCAGAUAGACAGAACGGUUAGUAUAGCGUCAAGUCAGCAUAUGAUUUUUCCACCUCAAUUGGAACUUAACAAGUUUAAGAGAGAAUUGAAGUCAGUAUUCAUAGAAACAUUUGGCGAUUCUUUUGUCGUAAGUCUGGAUAAUAUGAAAUGGUAUGCUGGAAGCUUAGGACUUAUACCAAUACAUAAACUGUCUACCUAUUAUGUGGUUAUAUCGACAGAGCCUUCGAGUUCUUUUAGCAGUCAGUUUGCUUUGGCUGCUAUUAAAAACAAUACAUCGGUUUCAAUAACUUUUAAGAUGAAACAAAACAUUCCUCUCUAUAUCCAUGGAAACUCCUUUUUGAAUGGUGAUGCAUACACUCUAACACUUGACCGAUUUGAAACAUAUCAAAUUGCCCAUGGAACGGAUUUGACAGGAACCGUUGUUCAAUCUUCAAAACCUAUCGCAGUAUUUUCAGGAAAUGAUUGUAAUUGGCUUGAAAAUAUAGGUUAUUGUGAUCCCCUCAUUGAGCAGGUUAUUCCAACAGCAAAGCUAGAUAACACGUACAUUGUACCUCCGAAUCCAAAUGACCGAAACACUAAAGUUCUUAUCACUGCGGUAGAUCAGAGUAAUAUUUCCUACACAGUGGAUCAAACAUCUCACACUGUUUCAUUGAACAAACUGGAUUCUUUUGAUAUAAUAAUUUCUAGCAGGCAAACGUGUGUGAUUGAAUCAAACACAACAAUUAUCGUUACAAGUUUUGGCCUUUCAUCUCAGAUAUCUGAUAUGGGCGAUCCUUCAAUGACAAACAUACCUGGUGUUCAUCAGUAUAUUGAUUACUACAAAACAAUCGUGCCAUACGGGUUCAAUUAUAGUUAUGUGACCGUGAUUAUGAAACAAUCUUUAAAAGAUUCCAUCCGUAUUAACAACACAGCAAUAAACAGAAGCAAUGUUGUAUUUGAAGAAAAUGUAUCAGCCAUGAAAUUAUCAUACAAUGUGAGGUCCAUAAAAGUAGAGGCAGGGGAGGUUACCAUAUCUACGGUCGGCGGGGAGAAGUUUGGACUCAUGUUCUCCGGAGUUAAAGCCUGGGCUGCCUAUGGUUUCUCUGCAUUCAAUCUGUGAAACUAUAAUAUAGUAAAACCUACCUACUCCGGCUUAUACCGAGUCUGCAACAUAUUUUUCAAGAACAGAUUAAAUGCGACUUAAAACAGAUUAAAUGCGACUUAAGAAACGGCAAUACCUUUCUAAUACAGAGUUCUAUUAUAAACAUGGAAGCAAACGUUAAUGUAUCAUUUCAUACAAACGCUACACAACUUACUUUUGACUGUGUAAAUAGUCAUAUUUUAGCUUUUAAGUAUUAUUUAUGUUUAAAGAA